AUGGUCUUCACCGGGUAUCUAAUCCCACUCCUCACACUAUCAGCCCUAGCUCUAGCAAGCUACACCGGAAACCUUAACUACCGUAGCCCAUCCCUCCGCCACGCACGUCUUGGAAUCGACCUCGAAAAGGUCACAGCCCGAAACCUCUCCAAGCGCGAUGAAGCCCCCUACGAACCCUUCCAGAUGAAUUUCACCCAUGGUGUUGCUUCAGGAGAUCCUUAUGCGGACAGUGUGAUUCUGUGGACGCGCGUGGCACCGAGUAUGGAGUCUGAUGAGAGUGAUGUUACUGUUUCUGGGGAUGUGCCGUUGUAUAAUCAUGAGACGGAGAGGUAUGUGAAGGCUUCUGCGCAUCCGGUUUGUGUGAAAUAUCGGGUGUUUGAUAAGGAAGGGAAAGGGAAGGUGAUUGAUCAAGGGAUGGCGUGGACAAGUAGCGAUAUCGAUUAUACUAUCAAGGUUGAGGCCAAAGGACUUGAUCCUUUCACCACCUACUAUUAUCAGUUCAAUGUCUGUGACUCCGAUGUGGUCAGUCCCCUUGGAAGGACCAAGACUGCUCCUACUGCGAAUGGAGACACGGAGGAGAUCAAGCUCGCGGUUCAUUCUUGCAGCCAGUGGCCGAAUGGAUAUUUCAACGCUUAUGGAAAUGUCGUGAGAAAGGAUAACGUUGACUAUGUGGUUCACCUCGGUGACUACAUUUACGAAUACGGAUCCGACGCAGCUGAGGUCGAGCGAGUUCAUAGCCCUGGACAUGAGGUUUUUACUCUGCAUGAUUAUCGGACGCGUCUGGGCCAGUAUCGCACUGACCACGAUCUGGCUGCGUCGCACCAGAAUUUUGCUUGGAUUCCGGUCUGGGAUGACCAUGAAAUCGCCAACAACGGCUACAGAGACGGAUUCAGCGGGCUGAACAACACCGAAGAUUCCUUCUUGAACGUUGGGCCCAAGGUCAGUGUUGAUCAACGCAAAAUGAACGCCGUCAGGGCCUACUUCGAGUGGAUGCCAAUUCGCCAGGUCGACAUGGAUGAUGGCCUCCGCAUCUGGCGCUCCUUCCAAAUGGGUAAUCUGAUGGAUCUGUUGAUGCUGGACACGAGGAACUAUGAUCGCAGUAUCACGUCUCUCGGUUGGAACGACGAAUACAUCGAACGAAUUCAAAACGACACUGGAAGAUCACUGAUGGGAGCACGACAGGAAAACUGGCUCUACAGACACUUAUCCGACUCUGCCAACCGAGGCACUACUUGGAGAAUAAUCGGAAGCCAGCUUAGAUUCUCUCGUCUCAAGCGGGAAAUUGCCGGAGAAGUCACAGUCAAUCUGGACUCUUGGGAUGGCUACCGCGCACACUAUAACCGCACACUAAAGCAUUUGUACGACAACAAGAUCGGAAACAACAUCAUGCUCGCCGGUGACACACAUACAAACUGGGUAAGCGACCUUGCCUGGAUUGGUGAGAAGUCCUACGACAGCACAACCGGCAAAGGUGCCAUUGGUGUCGAGUUCGCCGGAACAGCAGUGUCCAGCGAGGGUUUCGGGGGCACUAUCAGCGGCGCUGAGGCUGAAGCAGCGACAUACAAGAAGAACGAGGAGAUGAGAUGGACUGAAGGAUACUACCGUGGCUACUAUGAGCUGCAUGUUACGCAGAACGAAGUGCAGGCUAAGUAUUUCGGGUGUCCUACUGUGGCCAGCCGUAAUGGAUGGGAUCUUCCCCUUGCCAACUUCACUGUCAAGGCCGGGGAGAAUCAUCUUACACGGCCGGUUGCUGGGGGAGAGGAGGUGGAGGCUGGGUAUUUCCGGGAUGGAGAGGCGAAGCACUCCAAUAUUACUCUUAACACGGAAUCUGGCAAGUGGGAAGUGAUUGGGUUUGACCAGAUGUUUCUGAAGGUCUAGCCCGGAAGUUGUACACAAGGAAUACCAUACUGGUAAAUAGCGAUGCUCAUUUGUUGUUCUUGUUGAAGAUACGGACUAGAAAUUCCGUUGUACCGGCAUUUUUCAUGGCUACUAACGUCGUCAAUUACCUCACUGCCGCCCCUUAUUCUCGGCCUUGACCAUCGAACGACGGCCCAAAUUUGAGACUCAGUUGCUCCGAUAACCAGCAGCAAUCCGAGGGCGUAGUUGAACACUUCAGCCAAAACUGUAACUGACUCCCGGCACCGCAGACCGUGACAAUUCGUUCUACAGCUCGGUCACCACAGACGAGCUGGUAGAAGAAAAUCCGGAAAGCGACUGCGUAGUGGUUGGAAACGAAAUAGUAUAUGAGUGCAGGCACUGCAAUCAGCGGGGGUAAUAGCGUAAU
Messenger RNA from Aspergillus ruber CBS 135680, 2284 nucleotides. Its product is annotated as alkaline phosphatase D family protein. The coding region runs from base 1 to 1878 and encodes 625 amino acids. The transcript is spliced from 9 exons. The record is from RefSeq and is a predicted model, not a curated record. Lineage: Eukaryota; Fungi; Ascomycota; Eurotiomycetes; Eurotiales; Aspergillaceae.